AUGGCACACCUAACAAAGGCUGCAUGGCUAUUUCUUUUAUUGAAAAAAAAAAUCACCAGCCACUCACCGCGAGAAUCCAGAUUCGAACGGGUAUCGGAUCCCAUAAACUCUUGCUCUGAUCCCAAAUCCUACCAAAAAUACCCACAUCAGUGGUCCCCAUCCUUCCCCUUUCGGGUAAAAACAAGGGCUUGCAAGAACCAGGUGCACUUAAAGCCCUUCCACCCUGAAAAAAACAUCCAAUUUCCCCUCCAUGAUAUAUAUAAAACCCCAAACCCCCGGAAAUCCUCACUCCCCCCCAAAAAUCUCGCCCUCCAAAAAAAAAAAAAAAAACAACAAAGUGGGCCAAGAAAUAUAACACCCCCACCCUUCAACUCCUCCGGCCGCCGGCGCCUGAGCGCCUCCGCCAGCCCAAACCCCCGCAAGAAGCUAACGACUAUCCCCCUCAUCUUCCUCUCAUCUGUUCUUCGAGGGUUCUCCGGCGGCCCGUACCGCGAUUCGAAGCCGGCGGUCCUCGCCGCCGCCCUCCUCUCUGAUCUCGGCUUCCUCCUCUUCCCCUUCAUCUGCGUCCAUCCUGGCCUGAUCACCGCGAGCUCGCCCACCGCCCUCCCCGGCAACGGGGGCUUCGUCCUCUGGGCCCACCGCGCCUUCGGCCCCUUCCCGGGCUCCCUCAUGGGCACCUGGAAGUUCCUCUCCGGCGUCAUCAACAGCGCCGCCUUCCCCGUCCUCCUCGCCGACUACCUCUCUCGAGUGAUCCCCUCCCUCUCCUCCGGCCUCCCUCGAACCCUAGGUAUCAUUUUCUCCAACGCCGUCCUCUCCGCCCUCAACUACGCCGGCCUCACCAUCGUCGGCUACCUUUCUUUGAUCCUGUGCUUUGUUUCGCUGCUGCCGUUUGUGGUGAUGAGCGCCUGGGCGGUGCCCAGGGUUAGGGUUUCGAGAUGGGGGAGGAUUGGGGGGAAGAAGGACUGGAGGGGGUUCUUCAAUUGUUUGUUCUGGAACUUGAAUUUCUGGGAUAAUGCGAGCACGAUGGCCGGGGAGGUGGAGAGGCCGCAGAGGACGUUCCCGAGGGCGUUGCUGGGGUCGGGGGUGCUGACGGUGUUGGGAUAUUUGGUGCCGUUGAUGGCGGUCACCGGAGCUCUCGAUGUGCCUCAGGAGGCUUGGGGGGAUGGAUUUUAUGCUGAUGCUGCAGGUAUGAUUGCUGGGAAAUGGCUCAAAUAUUGGAUAGAAGCAGGUGCAGUGCUAUCAGCAAUAGGUCUUUAUGAAGCCCAACUCAGCAGCAGCUCCUUCCAACUCCUGGGAAUGGCUGACCUAGGUUUCCUCCCUCGAGUUUUCGCAGCUCGAUCCAAGUGGUUCGAUACCCCCUGGGUCGGCAUCUUAUCUUCAAGUCUCAUCACCCUAGCAAUAUCGUUCUUGAGUUUUUCAGACAUAAUUGCUUCUGCCAACUUCCUAUAUAGUCUCGGAAUGAUUUUGGAAUUUGCGUCAUUCUUGUGGCUAAGGAAGAAGCAUCCAAUGCUUAAGAGACCUUAUAGGGUGCCCAUGGGAAUCCCAGGCCUCAUUGGUAUGUGUUUGGUUCCUUCAGGGUUUCUGAUCUUUGUGAUGGUACUUGCAAGCUGGAAGGUUUUCGUGAUUAGCAUUGGAUUAACUUUUGCUGGUAUUGGAGCGUACUAUUUUAUGGAGUUGUGUAGAAGUAGAGGUUGGUUAGAGUUUAGUAACGGGGAGGAUGUUGGUGAAGAGGAGGGAGUGAGUGACAAAAGAUGUGAAGCAUGAUGAUAAAAAGAAAAGGCGCAAAUUGCCUUCCAUUAAGUUAUAUAAGCAUAUUUGGUAUACACACAGUCUCGGGGUACCAACUUGGCGAGUGAUAUGAAUCCAUGAAUGGGAAUUUCAACUCAAGAAAGCACAAAAAGAGCAGUAUAUGCUUUAAAUUUUAGUGUGGUUACAAUUUUGUUUGAAAUUACCGUGUUAGAUGUGGUAUGAAGCACCAGACUAAAGCUACAUAGAAUUAGCCUACCGUCUCAAUGUAUAUACUUGUUAGUGAAGCAAAGAUCGAAGACGCACUCGAAGCAAGUGUUUCGUUUGAAAUCUAGUCUGCUGAUAUACAAUCUACAGCAAGAAUCUUUGAUUGUGCUCGAGCAUGUGUAACUGUUUUAUUUUAUCAGCUGUAUAUGAAACCUUUACCAAUAUCAUUCUUGAAUUGAAUUAAGAUUAUUUAGA
This is a messenger RNA of Asparagus officinalis (garden asparagus), 2208 nucleotides long. Its product is annotated as probable polyamine transporter At3g13620. Gene Ontology annotation, biological process: transmembrane transport. Gene Ontology annotation, molecular function: transmembrane transporter activity. Gene Ontology annotation, cellular component: membrane. Lineage: Eukaryota; Viridiplantae; Streptophyta; Magnoliopsida; Asparagales; Asparagaceae. The record is from RefSeq and is a predicted model, not a curated record.